Molecule: messenger RNA, 1886 nt
Organism: Dermacentor silvarum
Lineage: Eukaryota; Metazoa; Arthropoda; Arachnida; Ixodida; Ixodidae
Gene: AP-2sigma
Product: AP-2 complex subunit sigma
Exons: 4
Coding region: 147-575 (142 amino acids)
Biological process (GO): clathrin-dependent endocytosis; intracellular protein transport
Cellular component (GO): AP-2 adaptor complex; intracellular membrane-bounded organelle; membrane coat
Molecular function (GO): clathrin-cargo adaptor activity
Source: RefSeq, a predicted model, not a curated record
UAAGUAGUUCAUAUGCGCCAUCUGUUUAACUUCCGCAAGUCAGUCGGCGGUUUGCGCUUCCGGUUUGGGGCGGCCAGCGAGAAGGGAGGCGGAGUAGGCGGUUUGGUGCGGUAGCCGCUGGGCAAUUCUUCUAUUACUCAGGAAAUAUGAUACGCUUUAUUCUGAUUCAAAACCGGGCCGGCAAGACGAGGUUAGCCAAGUGGUACAUGAACUUUGAUGACGAUGAGAAACAGAAGCUAAUCGAAGAGGUUCAUGCCGUCGUGACGGUCAGAGAUGCCAAGCACACGAAUUUUGUCGAGUUCCGCAACUUCAAGAUAGUGUACCGGCGCUACGCUGGCCUCUACUUCUGCAUCUGUGUGGACGUGCACGACAACAACCUGGCCUACCUCGAGGCCAUCCACAAUUUUGUGGAAGUGCUUAACGAGUACUUCCACAACGUUUGUGAGCUGGACCUCGUCUUCAACUUCUACAAGGUGUACAGUGUCGUGGACGAGAUGUUCCUUGCCGGUGAGAUCCGAGAGACGAGCCAGACGAAAGUCCUAAAGCAGCUGCUGGUCUACAACUCGCUGGAGUGAAGCGGCAGAAUCGUCAAGGGCUCUAUGGCAAAACAACAAAAAAAAAAAUACUUGCUUCUCCUCCCACCUCACCACGCACUGACAUGCAUGCAGAAGGGACAGACAGGUUCAACUGAGAGGGAGCGGGCUGGCGACGUGCAUGUGAUGAACAACCACAUUCCCCUCAACUGGUUCCAUGCGCAUUCUUUUGCAGGAGUGACUCUUUGACAUGCUAAGUCUUCUGCUUCUUAAGUACACUUCAUUGUUCUGCAGUUGCCUGCCCGCUGCGCGCGUCUCUGUUUUACUCAAUAGCACCGCAGAGUUAAUGUGCCAAUGGCACCAGCAAUACUCCUCCUGGGUCUAGGUACCCGUCCUCCUCGCACCCCGAUGCUCUGAAGUGCGAUGCAUGCUUUCUUCUUCUCUGGUUUUGUUUCAGAAGGUAGAUUCUUGGUCUGGAUUGUCGGAAACGUGGAACUGCUUUUACCGUUUGUAAAGAGAGUGAUGGGAACCGUCUGCGACCGAUAUCACAAGUGCAGCUAUUUUGCUGCGAGCAUUCUUGGGCGUCCUUGAAAUUGCUAAUCCACGUGUUUCAAAAAUUGAGCUGGUUUCCAAGGUGGACACGAUGGUUAAGGCGUACAGUUGACGCUGACGCUUGUUUGCUAGACGCAUUUUGUUCGGCCAGCACAAGCAUCACAACUACAACCAGCUGCCUCGCUUUUUCUUAUUUAUUUUUUGCAAGCUGGGUUUUCUUUCUGAGUGGCAAGGUCCGGGUAGUUCAGGACACUAAGGCACUUGUUGCAUAGCAGCCUAUCUGAAACUUAAAGAGCAUUUGUCAAUGACCACUUUCUUGCACACGUUGGAAACAUGGCAUCUACAACACAGUGAUUGCUGCAAGAGAAAGUAAUUUAAAAGAAAAGUGCUAUUUUGCAAAAAUUUCUUUUCCUAAACCCGUUUACCUUGUAUCUUGAGUUGAACGAAAUAAGGCAGUUGUACAGAGAGCAUUGCCUCUUUAACGCACUAACCCGUUGCACGAAUUAUACUGUUAUUGACAGUUUAUUAGCUUUCUCCUCGUUGCUUGUAAUAGCUUAAGCUGCACAAGAGUAAAGAUGUAUCAUUCUGUGCAGCCGUGCAUACAUCGACCCCAAGGUGUUGUGAAUGUGACCACCUGGUUAUGGCGUGCAUCACCGAGCAACUUGUAUGGCUUAUGUGUGCACUGUGAUGGUUUGUGGAGGGACAGGGGUUUGUGGGAGGAUGUACCAGUGGUGUGUAGUAUUAUGUAAAGUCAUAACCUGUAUAACAAACACUUGUACAUAAAAUGCCUAUCCUUACCGA